This is a messenger RNA of Phyllotreta striolata, 1252 nucleotides long. NCBI's taxonomy places the organism in Eukaryota, Metazoa, Arthropoda, Insecta, Coleoptera, Chrysomelidae. The record is from the annotation of a GenBank genome assembly.
UUAAUAACAAACCGGGUUUCGCCCAUCCACUGAUAACUUCUAUAAGUAUGUCGACACCGCUGCAGUCCAUUUAUAUACCGAGUUGUUACCAAGAAGAGCAGUAAAUUUAAAGCAGUAAUAAAUCAACAAUCGCACCAAGAAUUAUUCGAGAGUACUCAAUACAUUUAAUAAUCCGAUUUAGAGUGUUAAUAAUCAUCGUUUGAUAUCAGAUUAUCGAGUAGUAAACAAUGGCAGAAAGCAACUCGAUCACCACCAGAUCGCUGGGUACCGCUUCUGAGGGUAUCAAAGACCAAUACGCCGAUGGCAAGGCGGCCAAAGUUUGGCAAAUUUUCAUAGGAGACAAGAAAUCCCGGACCCAAAAUUACAAGAACUUCUUGGUUGGAUUGCUGAAACAGCGAGGCUGCAAGAGGAUCCUCGAUGUCGCCUGCGGAACCGGGAUAGAUUCUAUAAUGCUGCUGGAGGAAGGCUUCGAGGUGGUUUCCGUGGACGCUUCCGAUAAAAUGUUGAAAUACGCCUUAAAGGAGCGUUGGAAUCGCCGGAAAGAAGCAGCAUUCGAUAAAUGGAUUAUAGAAGAGGCUAAUUGGGUUAAUUUAUAUGAUGACAUUGAGGAUGUAGUGGGUAAUGGUUUCGACGCGGUUAUUUGCCUGGGAAACUCCUUCGCUCAUUUGCUGGAUAACUUCGGGGAUCAACGGGAACAAGUAAAAGCCUUAAUGAAUUUCGAAAAGUGCGUGAAACCUGGAGGUUUAUUGCUAAUUGAUCACAGAAACUACGAUGAUAUCAUGGACACUGGAAGGACCGCUUCAAAAUGCAUUUAUUAUAAUAGUCAACACACCACGGAUAUAAAGACAUCAGUAUUGUAUGUAGGAGGGCGACCAGUUUUGGUUACUCUUGAUUAUUUAAUCGACAUUUCAUCUGCUGAUGAUGAGAAAAGAGACUAUAUUAACGAAGAUUCGAUCAGCGAAUUUCGUCUAUCAUACUACCCGCACAGGUUAAAAGUGUUCAAGGAAAUGCUGAGGAAAUCGUUCGGAGAGAACGCAGAAUUCAAAUUGUACGGCGAUUUCAAGCCUUUGAACGAGAUAGACGUGCCCGAUUUCUACAUACACGUAGUCGAAAAGAGUCGCACCGUGUUCUAAUUUAUUUUUUCCAAUCGUAUUUCGUUAUUUAAUAAACAUAGUUUUAUAUAUAGUUGGAUAUUUAUUGAAAGAACAACUUAUAUUAUCACUUCAAUAACAACAAUAAUGACAACCGUCAG